This is a messenger RNA of Aricia agestis (brown argus), 2435 nucleotides long. Its product is annotated as glucose dehydrogenase [FAD, quinone]. Gene Ontology annotation, molecular function: oxidoreductase activity, acting on CH-OH group of donors; flavin adenine dinucleotide binding. The record is from RefSeq and is a predicted model, not a curated record. The coding region runs from base 507 to 2363 and encodes 618 amino acids. Lineage: Eukaryota; Metazoa; Arthropoda; Insecta; Lepidoptera; Lycaenidae. The transcript has 5 exons.
CCGCGUACUCGCCCGCGUCGCCCGCGAUACAUACCGAUCGCUAAUUGCUAUUCUACCCCUAGGUCCUACAGCAACAGUGACAUUUCGUGAGUGUCUUCAACAGUGACGUCGUUUUUUAACCGGGCAGCAAGAGUGACGUCACACUUCUCAACCGGGCAGCACUUCUUAACUGGGCAGCACCAGUGACGUCACACUUCUCAACCGGGCGUUAGUGACGUCAGAGCUCUUAACCGGGCUCACCAGAGUGCACCAGUGGGACAUUAAGCCACAAUCAGUGGACAGUCAGUGACCGCCGGUUAUCUAAACGAGCUGACGCAAGAGGACAGCAUCAGACAUGACUAUACAACCGCCGAGGACGCGCAUCAGUUCUUAUGGUGACUUAUAAUAUGUCGAAUCGUCACCCAUCAAUUGUGAUAACGAAGAAAGAUAUGAAAAGUGAACCGCCUGAUCGACGAGAGAGAUUAGUUUGAGAACCUAGUCAAAAAACAUUAUAUUUUAUACCAAAAAUGGCAAUACACGUACUUCUAGCGUCGACCGCACUGAAGACGGUCAGUGUGACCAGUUUAUGGUUGAUUCCCCUGCUUUUGGGCGCUUUUACGUACCACAACUACAACUCCUACGAUCCCGAAUCCAGAAUACAAGACCGGGAGCCGAAAAAGGAGUAUGACUUUAUUGUGGUCGGCGGGGGAUCGGCGGGCGCCGUCGUCGCUAAUCGCUUAACAGAAAUAAGGGGUUGGAACACUCUUUUAUUGGAAAGUGGUCCAGACGAGAACGAGAUCACAGACGUCCCAGCUUUGGCCGGCUACCUUCAGCUGACGAAGCUAGACUGGCAGUACAAGACGGAGCCAACGAACUACGCUUGCCUGGGUUUCAAGAAGCGACGGUGUAGUUGGCCGAGAGGAAAGGUGCUCGGCGGUUCAAGCGUUUUAAACUACAUGAUUUAUGUGAGGGGAAACCGUUACGACUUCGACCAAUGGGAAUCGUUCGGAAAUCCAGGAUGGGCCUAUCGAGAUGUACUCAAAUACUUCAUCAAAUCCGAGGACAAUAGAAAUCCAUACCUGUCCAAAAGUAAAUAUCACGGUCGGGGUGGAUACUUGACAGUGCAAGAAGCUCCGUGGAGGACACCUCUAGUUGCGGCCUUCGUGGAGUCGGGAGUAGAAAUCGGCUACGAAAACAGAGACAUAAAUGGAGCCAUCCAGACUGGCUUUAUGAUGGCCCAAGGGACAAUAAGAAGAGGGUCGAGAUGCAGUACCGCAAAAGCAUUCCUGAGACCUGUACGAACACGAAGGAAUCUGGAUAUAUCAUUAAACUCACAAGCGACUAAAGUACUCAUAAACCCUCUAACUUUAAAAGCUUACGGCGUGGAAUACGUGAAGCACGGCGUUAAAAGAGUCGUUUACGCCAAGAAGGAGGUAAUAUUAUCUGCAGGCGCCAUCAACAGCCCACAGCUGCUCAUGUUGUCCGGCAUCGGACCGAAGGAUCACUUGAGGGAAGUCGGGAUUCCAGUAUUAAAAGAUUUGCCCGUCGGGGAGAAUCUCCAGGACCACGUCGGUGUGGGCGGUUUAACUUUUCUAGUCGACAAGCCUGUUGCGAUCGUGCAAAAUCGGCUGCAAGCAUUCCCAGUCACGAUGAACUACGUGGUCAACGAGAGAGGACCCAUGACCGUUCUCGGCGGCUUAGAGGGAAUCGCCUUUGUCAAUACAAAAUACGCGAACAACUCCGGUUUAUGGCCGGACAUACAAUUUCACAUGGCACCAGCGUCGCUUUCGUCGGACAACGGUCAGAUAGUUCGAAAAAUAUUAGGACUCACUGACGAAUUAUACAAUACAGUAUAUAAGCCGAUAGUGAAUAAGGACGCCUGGACGAUAAUGCCUCUGCUGUUGCGACCGAACACGAGAGGGUACGUUCGGCUAAAAUCGUCGAAUCCUUUCGACUACCCGAUUAUGAACCCUCGAUACCACGAGGAUCGUCUGGACGUAAUUCGGCUAGUCGAGGGUAUAAAGAUUGCCUUGCAAGUCGCCAACGGGAAAGCUUUCAAGCAGUUCGGUUCCAGGCUCUAUAUGAAGCCGCUACCGAACUGUAAGCAGUUCAAAUUCAUGUCGGACGAGUACAUAGAGUGCCAAGUGAGAACGAUCAGUAUGACGAUAUACCAUCAGUGCGGAACGGCGAAGAUGGGACCGUCCUGGGACCCCGGCGCCGUGGUUGACCCCCGGCUCAGGGUGCACGGUAUAGAGGGGCUCAGGGUCAUAGACGCUAGCAUAAUGCCGACUAUAGUGAGCGGUAACACUAACGCCGCAGUCAUCAUGAUCGGCGAGAAAGGGAGCGAUCUAAUAAAACAAGACUGGUUGAAUCGAAAAAGAUGACAAUAGGAUCAUUAGAUAGAUAGGGCUCUUAUGUAAAUAUUGUAAAUAGUGAAGAGCGUAGUAUAUAAUUUA